This is a messenger RNA of Oncorhynchus mykiss (rainbow trout), 5675 nucleotides long. Its product is annotated as insulin receptor substrate 1-B. Gene Ontology annotation, biological process: insulin receptor signaling pathway. Gene Ontology annotation, molecular function: phosphatidylinositol 3-kinase binding; insulin receptor binding. The record is from RefSeq and is a predicted model, not a curated record. NCBI's taxonomy places the organism in Eukaryota, Metazoa, Chordata, Actinopteri, Salmoniformes, Salmonidae. Gene Ontology annotation, cellular component: plasma membrane; cytosol.
UUGGAACUUGAUAGUGAGUGUUGCAACCGAGGACAGGCAAUUUAUACGUGCUACAUGAUUCAGCACUCUGCGGUCCCGCUCUGUGAGCUUAUGUGGCCUACCGCUUCGCGGCUGAGCCGUUGUUGCUCCUAGACAUUUCCACUUCAUGAUAACGGCACUUAACAGGGAAGCUCUAGUAGGGAAGAAAUUUUAUGAACUGACUUGCUGGAAAGGUGGCAUCCUAUGACAAUGCCACACUGAAAGUCACUGAGCUCUUCAGAACGGGCCAUUCUACUGCCAAUGUUUGUCUAUGGAGAUUGAAUUGCUGUGUGCUCGAUUUUAUACACCUGUCAGCAACACCUGGGGCUGAAAUUGCUGAAUCCAUUAACUUGAAGGGGUGUCCUCAUACUUUUAGUUUAUUUGUAAAUAGUGUAAAUAAAGCAUUAUUACUAUGCAAACUACCUCUUCUAUUACUUCAUCUACUUGUUACUUUUGACUUGACUCUUUUGAUUGUUAUUGAUGAUUAAUGUAAUGUUUUGUUGAGGAAGAUAGCACAUAAGCAUUUCGCUGCACCUUUAUACCUGCUGUAAACUGUGUAUGUGGUUUGAAAACUCUGUGGCAAGGUGCUGAGUAAUUGACUGUGGCCUUGUCCGCAGAUGUGGUGCUGAAGCGCUGACCACGGCGCUGUUCACAGUCAUGGUGCUGAAGAGUUGACUGCAGCGCUGUUAACGGUGGUGGUGUUGAAAAGCUGACUGUGGCGCUGUUCACGGAUGUGGUUGCUGAAUCAGCAUGAAUCUUUUUGCUUUCAGCGCUGACCUCGGUGCUGUCCACGGUGCUGAAUGUUUACUUAUGCGCCCAAAAAGGAAUACUGUUGGUAUUGCCUGUAGCUUCUCCUGGGCAGAUCAAUGCAGUCUGCUUGAUGUAUAGCCCACAAAAUGUUCACAAAUAUAAACCCAUACAGGGAGUGACCAACGGGUGUCGCAAACGCUCUGAUGAAAGCAUGAUUUGAUAAAUAUGUCAAUGCUCAGGAGAAGGGAUUCCGCAUUGAAUAAUUUAAUAAAAAAUGUUGGGAUAGAAACUGAGUGAUAUGGCUAGCAAAAAUAUAUUCCGUAGUUGACUGCUCUUAUUUUCUCCUUCUGGCUAGUUAAGAGGUGCACUUCUGUAAGCACAUAAAUAGGCUAAUUAUAGGACUUAGCCUAUUGGCUAACAUAUGGAUAUUUAUUGAUCAGUCCAUCGAUGGUGAAACAUGCGAUAACAGGCUAUCACUGUGCAGUAGAUGAACAUGCAUAGAGGCGCAUCAAUGUGAGAGUCCAUGCAGAGUAGUAGGUCAGGCUACAGUAAAUAGACUGAGUAGGAGUAGUCCUAGUACUCCAGCAAGCAGCAUAGGUUGGCUAUAGGGAGCAGUGUGCAGACGUCGCUCGCCGCAUGUGCACGCCUGUGUGUGCACGCAGACGAGGGAAAAAGCUGAUUUGAUAUAAAUAGCACAUGUUCAAAUUAGCUCGCUUAUUCCGGGCACGCACGUUUAAUGCUUCACUCUAUGGAUAAUAUGAGAAGGAGAAGAGGAAUGUGGCUAUAAUUAAUGAAUCGUCUGCUCGUUUUAGUGGGGAGAUUUUAAGCAAGCAAAACAAGAGACCUGUCUAGUAAUGGAGAACCAUGCAGCAGAGCUGCUACAACAGCAGCAGAGCUACGAGGACGUUCGGAAAAGCGGGUAUCUCCGUAAGCAGAAAUCUAUGCACCGGCGAUUUUUCGUUUUGAGGGAAGCCUCGGAAGAGGGCCCUGCCCGUCUAGAAUAUUAUGAGAACGAGAAGAAAUUCCGAAGCAAGUCACCUGUCCCGAAAAAAGCGCUGAAUCUGGAGACUUGCUUCAACAUCAACAAGCGGGCGGAUUCCAAGAACAAGCACAUGAUAGUGAUGUAUACCCGCGGGGAGAGCUUUGCCAUUGCAGCAGACAGUGAGGAUGUCCAGAAUGAAUGGUACCAGGCCAUGCUGGACCUUCAGUGGAAAUGUAAAAACCCAGAGGACUGUGGUAGUGGUGGAGAGUGUGGACUCCCCUCUCCUCCAGGCCCCACCUUCAAGGAGGUGUGGCAGGUCAAGGUGUGGCCUAAAGGGCUUGGCCAGGCCCGAAAUCUAGUGGGCAUCCACCGUCUGUGCCUGACCGACAAGACGGUCAACUUUGUCAAGCUCAACUCUGACGUGGCCGCCGUGGUCCUACAACUGAUGAACGUGCGUCGCUGCGGCCACUCAGAGAACUUCUUCUUCAUCGAGGUGGGCCGCUCGGCCAUGACGGGGCCUGGGGAGUUCUGGAUGCAGGUGGAGGACUCGGUGGUGGCCCAGAACAUGCAUGAGACCCUGCUGGAGGCCAUGAAGGCACUGAGUGAGGAGUUCCGCCAGCGCAGUAAGUCUCAGUCUGUGGGUGCUACAGGCGGCGGGGGCACCGCCUCCAACCCCAUCAGUGUCCCCACCCGCCGCCACCACCCCAAUCUGCCCCCCAGCCAGGUGGGCUUUGGCAGACGAGCCCGGACUGAGACCCCUGGAGCAGGUGGGGCCAACUGCACCAGCACUUCACCAACGCCACGCCAUGGGUUCCCCAGGGCACGCACAGCCAGCAUCGGGGGAAGGACGGAGGAGGGUGGAGGUGGAGCCAGAGGGGCAUGGGCAAGCUCCAGUCCCAGCCUGAACGGAUCUUGUUCCACUACACCCACCCUGAGACCUAAGCCCACCAGAGCUCCAACCCCAGCUAAGAUCACUCUCAGCCUGGCCCGCUACACCCCCAACCCAGCCACCUCCCCAGCCCCAAGCCUUUCCUCCAGCUCUGGUCAUGGCUCAGAGUGUGGACUAGUCGGAGGGGCAAUGGGAGGUGUAGCGAUCUGUUCUUACACCCGCGUCCCUCAGAGAGUAUCUGUGUCGGGUUCCCCUAGUGACUAUGGCUCCUCAGACGAGUAUGGCUCCAGCCCUGGAGAGCACUCCCUACUGGUCCCCAGUCUACCUGGAGGGUCCAAUGGUGGAAUGGGACACCAUGCUCAUGUAGAGGGCUCUUCCAGCUACAUAGUGAUGGGCCAGAGAGAGAGCCUCCCUGGGUCCCAUCAGCGUCCUCAGGGCCGCAGGAUGCUGCGGCGCUCCUCCAGCAGGGAGUGUGAGGCAGAGCGCAGACUCCUCAGCAAGAGGGCCUCCCUGCCCCUGACUGCCCACGAAUGCCUGGCCCCUCGUAGGAAGGAGGAAGAGGAGGAUACGAACCAAGAGUACGCCGUCAUGUCACGGAGUGUUAGCAGGGACGCCUUUGUGUCACGGCGGCGCGGAUCAGGAGGCUUCGCAGCAGGGGGCUUGGAAGCAGGGUCCGUCGUUGGGGAGACCCAGGUGAGGGUUGAUGUGGUCCGAGGAGAGGCGGGAGGAGGAGGAGGGGGACCAGUGGACAGUGGCUACAUGUCCAUGUUACCUGGAGUGACGGCUCCUCCUUUUUCCCUCUCCCUGUCUGUGGCCGUGUCUGACGUCAGCGCCAAGCCUGGGGCUGAUGAUGAGUACAUGGCCAUGACCCCCAACAGCAGCGUGUCCCCCCCCCAACACAUCAGUCUGCCUGUCUCAGAGGGCUACAUGGUCAUGUCCCCCAACAGCAGCUGCUCCCCAGACAUGCAUGGAAUGGCCAUAUGGGGGAGCCGGGGCAGCAUGGAGAGCCGGGCUGGCAGUGACUACAUGAACAUGUCUCCUAUCAGUAUCCGCUCGGCUUGCAGCACACCCCCCUCGCAACCUGAACAGAACCCGCUACAACACAAGAUGGUCUACUCCUACUUCUCUCUGCCACGAUCCUACAAACACACGCUCUCCACACGCUUUGAGGAUGACUUGGAUCAAGGGAAAAGGAAGGAGGGGGGUCAUAGUGACCAAGACAGUGCUGGAAAUCGGGGUGGACAAGUGGGCUACAGCAAGAGGGACACAGCCACAGUUGGCCCUGCAGGAGGCUGUCAACUCUCCCUCUCCUCUUCCUCCUUCUCUUCCAGCUCAGCUAGCAGUGAGAGCCUGGAGGAUCGGCCCAUGUCAGUGGCAGCUGGGGGAGGGCUACGACUAACAAGAACAGGGCCAGGGUUCAGGAACGGGGGAGCACGCUCUAAGGAUGGAUCCUAUCAGCAGAAACGUGUAUCGCAUGGCCCAGGGGGCCAGCAGAGGAAGCCUCGUCCCCUCAGUGUGUCUGUGGACAUGUCUAAAGCUAACACCUUGCCCAGGGUUAAGGAGAACCUCUUCCCCACAGAGCCUCAGAGCCCUGGGGAGUAUGUCAGCAUAGUGUUCAGGGGUGGUGACGUGGGGGGUAGGAGAGGGGGCCAGUGGGGGCCAGAGCACGGACUGUCAGUGACCCAUGGAACCCAGAGGCCCCGUCACCGUCCAGCCCUCUGCCACGGUGGCUCCACCAACCUCCCCCGCAGCUUCUCUGCACCGCUGGCCACCUCCGCUGCCUUGGCUGCCUCUACUGAGUACGUCAACAUGGAUUUGGGGUUGGGAAACUCCCCUUGCCCAUCCACUGGGACCCCUGUUAAAUCACCUUUUUGCCCGCCCCCAGCUAUUGGCCCCAAGCCCCCAGUUUUGGCCCGUAAUAGGCCCUCUGCUAGGGCAGCAGAGGGCAUUGUAGGUGGGCAUAGGGCUGCAGUGCCAACAGACUUACCCACUUCAUAUACAAACUACACAGAGAUGGCCUUCAGCAUAGUUUCAGAGCCUAACCCUGCAGCGCCCGCCAUGCAUGCUGCCCAAGCUUCAUCAAUGGAGCAGGAAUCAGGCUUGGACUUCCCCUCAGCAAGGUCCUACUCAUCUCCUGACCAGAACCAGAGCAGCAGGCUGGCCAGAGACAGGGUUGGCAGGGGCGACCAACUGGGACGGAGACGCCACCGCUCUGAGACAUUCAUCAUUACUCCUCCCCCUCUCCCCCUCCAGCUGUCCUCCUCAGGCUCCUUGUUCUUGGAUAGUGCCCAAGCAGCAGCACCUCAUCGACAAGGAGGACUAGAGAGGGGUUCACCAUGGGAGAAUGCCCAGUCAGAUGCAGUCGCAUCCCAGGCUUCGUCCUCUGGGUCUGCUAAACAAGGCCUUAACUACAUUGAUCUGGACCUGGCCUUUAAUAAGGACAGCUCUCAGAAUGAACUGGAGGGGGGAGCCACUGCCCCCCAUAACAUCUUCGCUCCAGUCCACAAUGGGGCUGGUGGGGGAGUCAUGAUGGGAGACAUUACUGGUUUGGGGAACAACCCUGGCUACGCCAGUAUUGAUUUCUUCAAAUCAGAGGAGCGGAGGGCACUUCACCAGAGCAGCAGGAAAGAUGGAAAAGAAUGUUAAUGAUCCAUCUUCAUCUGGACAUGGCUCCUGGCGUUGAGCAGCACUGUCCUAACUAACCAUGGUGGGAUUGGUUGACCUUUCUCACUGGAAGAGGAGUAAGAGAGGUGAAGGCAAACCCAUCAAAUCAUCAUUAACUCUUUGUCAUCCUGUCCAGUUGUUGCUAUCCAAUACUAAUGUGUGCCAAAAGACUACUGGUCCAAACCAACACAACAGGGUUCGCUGAGGUAGAAGAAUAUAGCCAAUCAAGAUUACAUUUGUUUGUUUUUUUCCUUAACAUAAUCUUAUGGAAAUUGUUAUACAAAUGUGAAAUGGUAGAAAGGUACAUACUAAAAAGUAUAUAGUAUACAUAUGUUGAUGAAAGCUACAUAAAUAAAUACAUCUAUAUAUAUA